Messenger RNA from Protobothrops mucrosquamatus (brown spotted pit viper), 1964 nucleotides. RefSeq names its product phenylalanyl-tRNA synthetase subunit alpha (gene FARSA). Lineage: Eukaryota; Metazoa; Chordata; Lepidosauria; Squamata; Viperidae. Gene Ontology annotation, molecular function: phenylalanine-tRNA ligase activity; tRNA binding; ATP binding. The coding region runs from base 1 to 1737 and encodes 578 amino acids. Gene Ontology annotation, cellular component: phenylalanine-tRNA ligase complex; cytosol; cytoplasm. Gene Ontology annotation, biological process: phenylalanyl-tRNA aminoacylation. The transcript has 15 exons. The record is from RefSeq and is a predicted model, not a curated record.
AUGAAGAUCAUCCACUACGACGGCAUCUCUUAUGUCCAAGAAGAAGUAUUCACCACCUCCUACCCCCAGUAUCUCUUCCCCUUCUCUGGCAACUCUUACCAGCCAGAAGGGACAGACUAUGCAGCCGUUUUUAAAAAUUGUGCGCUAGUCAUUACUUCCGCUUCCGGUCACCACCGGAAGGUCUUAUUAGAGUUUGUCGGAAAGAUGUCUCCCACCAUGGCGGCAGCCGCGACAGGACCUGGUUCACCAGCAGAGUUACUCUUACAGAGGCUGGAGCAGGUGGCAGCUGACGGAGAAGCCGGACUCUGCAGCCUGGAAGCAGCAGCAGCGCUUGGCCUGGAACACCAAGUCUUGGUCGGGGCCGUGAAGAGUCUUCAGGCGCUAGGAGAGGUGAUCGAGGCUGAGCAACGUACAUCUAAAAAGUGGGAGUUGACACCUGAGGGCCAAGAAAUUAUUCACGAAGGGAGCCAUGAGGUCCGAGUAUUUCACAGCAUCCCCUCUGAGGGUCUGCUUCAAAGUGAACUCAUGAAGCUGCCAAGUGGAAAGGUGGGGUUCAGCAAAGCAAUGUCCAACAAAUGGAUCCGGCUAGAUAAGAGCUCAGAAAAUGGCCCUCAGAUAUUCCAGGCAGUGGAAUCUGUUCAGGACACCGUAAGGGAGAAGCUGCUCCAAGUUCAGAAGGGAGAGGCUAACUGUUUAGAGGAGAAAGAUAGAAAUGAACUGAAAAAACGAAAACUCCUAGCAGAAGUGACCAUAAAGACAUAUUGGGUUAAAAAAGGAAGUGCUUUUAGUACAACUAUUGCUAAACAAGAAACAGAUCUUACACCAGAGAUGAUCACGAGUGGUUCUUGGAGAGAUUUGAAAUUCAAGUCUUACAAUUUUGAAGCAUUGGGCAUUAUGCCUGAAAGCGGCCAUCUUCAUCCAUUGCUGAAGGUCCGCACUCAGUUUCGGCAGAUCUUCCUUGAAAUGGGUUUCACCGAAAUGCCCACCAAUAAUUUCAUUGAGAGCUCCUUCUGGAACUUUGAUGCCCUCUUUCAACCACAGCAGCAUCCAGCCCGAGAUCAGCAUGACACUUUCUUUAUGAAGGAUCCUGCUGAAGCAAUUGACUUUCCCAUGGAUUAUUUGAAGAAGGUAAAGAGGGUGCAUUCACAAGGAGGGUACGGUUCUCAAGGUUACAAAUAUGAAUGGAAACUGGAAGAGGCUCGGAAGAAUCUUCUUCGGACACACACCACAGCUGUCAGUGCCCGGAUGCUCUAUCAGCUGGCACAGCAGAAGAAGUUUACACCAAUCAAAUACUUCUCCAUUGAUCGUGUCUUCAGAAAUGAGACAUUGGAUGCUACACAUCUGGCAGAAUUCCAUCAGAUUGAGGGUGUGGUGGCUGAUUAUUGUUUGACACUAGGAGACCUUAUGGGUGUCCUGAAAGAAUUCUUCACCAAACUGGGAAUCACACAACUGCGCUUCAAGCCUGCUUACAAUCCUUACACAGAGCCCAGCAUGGAGGUUUUCAGCUACCAUCAAGGAUUAAAGAAAUGGGUGGAAGUGGGUAAUUCAGGAGUCUUCCGCCCAGAAAUGCUGCUGCCUAUGGGCUUGCCUGAUGGGGUGUCUGUCAUUGCCUGGGGGCUAUCUCUGGAACGACCCACCAUGAUCAAGUAUGGCAUCAAUAACAUCCGGGAAUUAGUUGGUCACAAAGUCAAUCUGCAGAUGGUAUAUGACAGCCCACUUUGCCGCUUGGAUGCCUAGGGCUUGGAAACCUGCUGCUCUCUUCAAAUCUCCUUAUUUAUUGCCACUGCUCUUUGCCAGUGAGGAGACUGAACCUGUACUCUACGCUGCUUGUUCCUGUAGGGAAAAUAAUAAGACCAUAGGGAAGGCAUGCAGUCUUUAUUUAGGAACAUCUUGGACCAAAAUUGAAUGGAUUCUCCUAGUCACAGUCUUAUUUAUGCACAUAUUAAAUAUGUCUCAACCUGAAA